Messenger RNA from Melozone crissalis (California towhee), 1136 nucleotides. RefSeq names its product solute carrier family 7 member 6 opposite strand (gene SLC7A6OS). The coding region runs from base 1 to 969 and encodes 322 amino acids. The transcript has 5 exons. Gene Ontology annotation, biological process: developmental process. The record is from RefSeq and is a predicted model, not a curated record. NCBI's taxonomy places the organism in Eukaryota, Metazoa, Chordata, Aves, Passeriformes, Passerellidae.
AUGGCGGGCGCGGCCGUGCUGCGUGUGCGGCGGAAGCGCGGCGGCUCCGAGCCGGCCGAGGCGCUGCUCCUGGCCUGCAAGCGGCGCCGGGCCGAGCCCGUGGAGAACAACCUCUUCAAGCUCGUGGCGACCGUGUCCUCCAAGAACGAACCAGUUCAGAAAUACGUUAAAGAUGCCAUCACACGGGACAAGGCAGCUCAGAGCCUGCGGCCCCCUUUGGGAAGCACCCAGCAAAUCCUUCAGGAGCUGCGCUGUGCCAGGCAGGCGGAAAGGAAGGAGAAGCGGUACCGGGUCAUUUCCAGCCACCGGCCCCACUGCGCCCACACAGCUGCACCUGCCACAGACGGACAGGCCGUGCCCCACGGGGACAGGUUGGACUCUGAAGCACUGCAGGAUGCUUCACCAGAGGAGAGCGGUGCUGUGGAUAAAAGUUCAGACUGCUGUGGGAAAUUCCAGCUGUUUGAUAUUAUACAAGAAGAGGAGGCAGUGGGAGAUUCCAGUGUAACCACUGCAAACCCACAGCAGAAGACCAAUCCAGAUGCAAUCCUCUGCAAUGCAGUAGAGAUGAUCCGUGAGCGUUUAAACAUUUCUGAAGAUGGUAAAGAACAACACGGUCACAAAGAAGAUGAGUAUGUUUAUGACAUCUACUAUAAGGAAACAUCAGGCCCUGACUGGAUUGAAAAUAUCCUUUCUGUACAGCCCUACAGAGAAGAAUAUGAAUGGGUAAAUGAUGAUCCUGGUCCAGAGGAAGUGUAUGAUGAUGAAGAUGAUGAAAAUGAUGAAAAUAACUGGCGUAAUGAUUAUCCUGAGGAAGAUGAAUUCUUGCCUGAGGAAGAUGGAGAAAAAGAUUCUGAAGAGAGCUUCAGUGAUGAGGACCAAUGUUACAGAAGAAGAACAUGGGACAAGUAUCGAGAGGAGGUUUUGAAGGAAUUUGGAUACGAUCAGAUUGAAGAUUUGGGUUCUGACUAACAGCCUGGUUUUGGAGAUGAAAUGAACACUGAGGGUGAACAUUUGCUGCUGUAGGAGAAUGUACUAUCUGAGCAGCCAGCUUCAGCUGGUGGACAUUAAACAGAUGGGUGUGUUAUAGGUAUAAGUUAAGUUAUGUUAGAUUAGGGUAUAGUUCAAUUCUAUUGUAU